UGGCAACAGACCCACAAUUGAGAAUGGGUCUUUGGGUUGCAUCGCGACCAGCGAGGAUAAAUCAGUCGAGCCAGGUGAUUCUCUGUUCGGCGGCCACCAGAAAGCAUGCGGAUCCUCAGAGAGCACGAGGAGCCCGCGAGCUCACACAGGAGACCGGCUCCGGCUGAAGCCGCCUGAUGCUGUCAUGAGGAACCUGUGCGUAAAAGCGGAACGAGACGCGAGACUUGUUGGAUUUGUGAGCGCAUUUACGCACCGCGGAUAAGCGAAUAAACACUUUGGCGCGCGCUCACGGCUCGCCAAAAUACUCAAGCGAACACUCAAGAUGGAUAACAUACCGUUUUUCCUGGCCACCGUGCUCAUUUUCUCCCUCGGGUUCAGGAUAGAAGAGGGCAUGUGCCAACACUACUACCUCCUCCGUCCCAUUCCAAGCGACAGCCUGCCCAUAGUGGAACUCAAGGAGGACCCGGAUCCCAUACUGGACCCUAAAGAGCGGGAUCUGAACGAGACCGAACUCAGAGCCAUUUUAGGCAGUCACUUCGAGCAGAACUUCAUGUCCAUCAAUCCUCCAGAGGACAAGCACGCGGGACAGGACGAGCUGAACGAGUCGGAGCUCAUGAAACAGCGUCCCAAUGGCAUCAUGCCCAAAGAGAUCAAAGCCAUGGAGUUUGAUAUCCAGCACGGGAAGAAACACAAGCCCAGCAAGAAGCUCAGAAGACGGCUUCAGCUGUGGCUCUGGUCCUACACCUUCUGCCCGGUGGUGCACACAUGGCAGGACCUGGGGAACCGAUUCUGGCCCCGUUAUUUGAAAGUGGGCAGCUGCUACAAUAAACGGUCUUGUUCGGUUCCAGAAGGGAUGGUUUGCAAACCUGCCAAAUCCAGCCAUUUGACGGUUUUGCGAUGGAGGUGCGUGCAGAGAAAGGGUGGACUCAAAUGCGCCUGGAUACCCGUUCAGUACCCCGUGAUAUCAGAGUGCAAAUGCUCCUGCUCGAACUGAAAUAAGCUCCGCACUCAUCCUCACAUGCACUGUCCCGUGUAGGAAUGUAUAUUUGAUGUAUAUGUGGUGCCAUUUUAGGUUACACUUUACAUUGGUGUUCAUGUUACUGUGUAAUUUCAUACAAAAGUACUGACAGAACUUUGCGUACUUAACAUGUGAUUCUUGUCUCUCUUGUUUUGUGGAGCUGCUUGCUAUUAUAGUCAUUAUAGUAAAUAAUUAGAGUAAUAACAUGGACACUGUAAAAUGUAAAGUGUGGUGCCUGAUUCAUUUGUAAAAAGAACUAAAAGGUCAGUAUUUGCCUAUAAUAUCCAGUGUCUACUGUAACGUUGGUUGUAAUGUAACUAUACAUAUUUAUGUCGAAGAACAUUUCGCAUUCAAAGUGCGUUUAUUGAAGGAGUUCAAAGCUUUUUCCAUUAUUCGGAAAAAAAAUACUUUAUACACCUCAGACAGGAGAAUAUAGAUUACAGUCUUGGUGUGCUGUAAAUAUAAGGGGAAUGGAAAAUAACUGCUCAUGUAAAUUAAAAGAAACUAUUUAUUCUUUAUGUCCAUGUAGUCAAAAUGCAUUUAAAAUAAAACCACUAAAAAUGGCA
Molecule: messenger RNA, 1584 nt
Organism: Danio aesculapii
Lineage: Eukaryota; Metazoa; Chordata; Actinopteri; Cypriniformes; Danionidae
Gene: nog3
Product: noggin 3
Exons: 1
Coding region: 323-994 (223 amino acids)
Biological process (GO): osteoblast differentiation; negative regulation of BMP signaling pathway; negative regulation of cell differentiation
Source: RefSeq, a predicted model, not a curated record